AUGGAGUUUGGGGAAAGGAAGAGGAGAAGGAAGUCACAGAGCUUUAAACUGGUCACGGAUGAAGAAUUUGUCCCUUCAUAUAUGAUGAAUUCCAGCUGCAAAGAUGUCAAUGGAGAGUCUAAGGAUGCUGCUGUGCCUGAUGUCUGGCUGGGUGACGAAGGCGUGGAGAUCAAGAGGCAAAUCACAGGAAUGAUGAGGCUACUGAGUGAUAAGACCGGCAGGGUUUAUCAGCGUGUGGUAACAGAGCAAGACAGUUUAACAAAGGAGCUACAGGAUCGGCAUCUGACCUGGGUACAUCAGCCUGCACCUUCAUCUCUUAUAUCAGAGGACCACCAUAACAAUAGCUGGAACUCUGUAGGUGACCCAGGGCCUUCACCUUCAUCCAUAUCUACCCCCAUUGUCAACGGUCCGGGCUGUGGCCAGUACAGCACCCACUCUAAAGCCCCGAGGAUCCUCAACAAUACUAAGAAUCUGAACAAAGUGAAUGAAGCUAACGCAGAUGUAAUCCCUCCCGUUGUGCCAGAAACCCCCUGCUGUAUGUGUAACUGUAAGGGCACCUUGCAGGCUAUUUUGCAGGAACUGCGUGCCAUGAGGAGGCUGAUGCAAACUCAAAAAGCGUCCUUGGAAAGACAGGAACAGGCAGCAUCACCAUGCCAACCUCGUCUCGGUCCAGGCCCCGCUCCUCGCUGUAGGCCCCGCAAGAGGAGGCCAAUCUAUAAAGCGCCACUGACUGUGUCUAGCAAUAGAAAAGUUGCUCUUUCCCCUCUGGAGGCAUCGCCGCUUAUAGCUGCACCUGCAGAGUCUGGAAAGAGGAAGGAAUGUGCGAAAGAGCAAGCUUCAACAACACCAAACAGUCAUCCUGUCUGCUCUGAGGUUUCUGUGCUGCCACCUCAGAAUAAUACAGUAUCUGUCAACAACAGGCCCAAUCCCCUCCUGAGCCAGCUAAGGGAACCUCAGCAGGUUAGUGCUGAAGUGCGUCUUGCAGAGGAUCAUGACGUGUAUAUUUCAAAAGCUCAGCUAGACUCCAUCCUGGUUAACUAUACACGCUCUGGCAGCCUGCUGUUCCGGAAAUUGGUGUGUGCCUUCUUUGACGAUAUUACGCUGGCUAACUCCUUGCCAAAUGGUAAAAGGAAGAGAGGGCUCAAUGAUAACCGUAAGGGCUUGGACCAGAAUAUUGUGGGUGCCAUUAAAGUGUUUACAGAGAAAUACUGCACUGAACACAGAAUAGAGAAGCUGCCCGGGCCACGAGACUGGGUUCAGAUCCUUCAAGAUCAGAUCAAACUUGCCAGGAGGCGGCUGAAAAGAGAUGCUGCUGAAGCAGAAGAAGCUGUAAAUGGACCUACCACAAGCUUUGACUAUAACAAGCCUGCAAGUGUGGAGGGGACGGUGGUGAGCAUGACUGGUUGAUUCAAAGGCUGCCACAAUGGCCUUAUAGCUGAUUUGUUAAUUGUUUUCAUUACUGCUCUUUACUUGAUGCAUUUUGCCACUUUAGAUAUUUCCAUUGCAGCUGUAAUCUACUUUGUGAUAUGGAUGUAAAUGGAAAAAAAACCAAUAGGACCAAAUGAAGAAGAAGCCUGCUUAAUGAUAUCCUGUCUCUCACACUCUCUCUCUCUCUCUAUCACACACACACACAC
This is a messenger RNA of Plectropomus leopardus (leopard coralgrouper), 1634 nucleotides long. The record is from RefSeq and is a predicted model, not a curated record. Lineage: Eukaryota; Metazoa; Chordata; Actinopteri; Perciformes; Serranidae.